GUUAACUCCCUGCAGGCAUAAGAGGACGUUGCUGCAAGUCUUUCACCCUAGUCAGAAAAAGAAAAGAGAUAAACGGAUCCGACAGAGAAGCAGAGGAAAGAUAACCUGAUUACAGUCUGAGGCACAUGACAACAUAUGGAAUUGUAAACACAGCUAAAAAAAUAAUGGAUAUAAAUGGGGUCAGCAAACUUUACACAGAGAAAAUCUAGUGAAACUGCAGAAGUUUUCUUUUGACAUCUGCUGCAGGGAAACAACAAGAUAUAGCUAUGUGAGUACUGUGACAGUUUGGGGAGGGCGGUACCAGAGAGUGUUUAGGAUUGGAAUGGAUUAGAAGCGCGGAACCUAAUAUUUAACUAGAUCUAGGAAUCUUGUCCACACCCAAAAGAAUAUAGGUCUGGAUCAGGAGCUGUUUUACACAGGCUGUGGUGUCAGUUUAACACAUUGGGGGGGAUACAGUUAAAGGAUCAGAGUUGGCUUUAUUCUUAUUUUAAUCUUUAGAUUGUUUCACCAAUGAAAGGGCUGCAGGUGAUGAAGCAGAAUCUGGAUUACAGUGAGGACGUGUCAUUUGCAUGUGGUUAGAAAGUGGAUUCAUCAAUUCCAUAACAAAUCAUUUGGACAAUCACCGUUUGGACAGGGAUCUGUUUAAAGUCAAAAGAAUUCUUGGAGUGGAGUAUUCUGCAUUUAUAAUCUGGAUGGAUCACGGUUGCAAUAUGUGAAUUGUGUAAUCAACAAAAGCAAGGUACAAAACCUGUUUUGGAUGUGAAGAUGAAUUUGUUUUGGGACGAGUGCCCCUUUGGAUGUCACUAGCAGCCUCCUUCCUUGCCCCUUAGCUGACAUUUCUUACGGGACAUGCGUUUGUUCUUACCCUAACCAUGGCUCUCAGCAAAGGGCUGAAGGUGCAUGUGAAACAGGACCCUGCCUGCUACAGUGUCCUGCUGGAGUCCCGCAACAGAGAGGACUGCUUGCUGUUUGAGUCGGGUACAGUAGCCACUCUCACUCCUGAUGAAAAGGAAUUAAUCAAAGGGCAGUAUGAGCGGCUUCAGGAUGCAUACGGAUGCCUAGGAACACUUCGUUUAAAAUCAGGGAACUCUCGGUUGCACUUUCUUGUCUUGGUAAGCGGAUGUUCCUCAGUUGGAAGAAUUCUGGAUGCCGAAGUUUACAAAAUCACUGCAACCGAAUUCUGUCCUCUUCAGGAAGAGACCAAAGAAGAGGAGAGAGUCUCCUCCCUCAGGAAAAUAUUGAAUUCAGGGAUGUUUUAUUUCUCUUGGCCAAAUGCUGGAUCAAACUUUGACCUCACUGUGCGGGCACAAAAACAGGCCAAGGAUAAGAGUUACGAGUCUGGAAACUGGUUUUUCUGGAACAGACUGUUGCAUAUGCCUUUAAAACACUAUCAAGUAAGCUGUUCUGAUUGGCUGCUGAAGAUCAUCUGUGGAGUGGUAGAAAUCCGCACAGUGUAUGCCUCACACCGGAAAGCCAAGGCAUGCCUUAUCUCUCGGAUAAGCUGUGUGCGGGCUGGUGCCAGGUUUCACAUACGUGGAGUGGAUGAUGACGGACAUGCUUCAAAUUUUGUUGAGACAGAACAGACAAUAUAUAUAGAUGAUGAUGUAUCAUCCUUUGUCCAAAUCAGAGGCUCUGUGCCGAUGUUCUGGGAGCAACCAGGAUUGCAGGUUGGCUCUCAUCAGCUUAAACUCACUAGAGGGCUGGAGGCCAAUGCCCCAGCAUUUGACAGACAUAUCCUAUUAUUGAAGGAAGAAUAUGGCAAGCAGGUCAUAAUAAAUCUUCUGAGGAGCAAAGGAGGAGAGGAAGUUUUAAGCCGUGCCUUCAAGAAACUUUUAUGGGCAUCUCUACAUGCAGAGGAUGUUCCAAUGAUCAACUUUGACUACCAUCAAAUUGUAAAAGGCGGAAAAAUAGAAAAGCUGGAAAAUUUGCUAAAACCUCAAUUAAAGUUGAACUUUGAAGAAUUUGGAGUGUUCACACAGGGAGAGAACUUACUUCCACGAUUUCAAAAGGGCACCUUUCGUAUUAAUUGCUUGGACUGUCUGCAUCGCACAAACAGUGUCCAGGCCUACAUUGCACUAGAGGUUCUUCGCACUCAGCUGGAGAGUCUUAGGUUGCUUGAUAUGAAAUCAGUUGUUGAGCGUUUUGAUGAGUCUUUUAAGUCCAUGUGGUCCAUCAACAGCCAUAACCUGAGCAUGGUAUUUACAGGAAGUCGAGGUCUAGAAGGGAAGGCAAAGGUUGGAAAGUUGAAAGAUGGAGCACGCACAGUUUCCAGAACCAUACAGACAAACUUCUUCGAUGGUGCAAAACAAGAAGCUAUUGACCUUCUACUCCUGGGUGAUUUCUUCAGUGAAGAAUAUGCUGACAAAGGACGGAUGUUAAUGGACAGCUCUGCACUACUAGUGACUCCAAAUGUUUUAAAGGCCAUGUCAGAACGCCAGUUCGAAUACACAAAUUUCAAGAGGACUCGUGUUGCCAUAGGAACCUGGAACGUAAAUGGAGGGAAACAGUUCAGAAACAAUAUACUCAGUACCAGUGAGCUCACAGACUGGCUGCUAGAUUCCCCCAAGCUGUCUGGACUUCCUGAUUUCCAAGAUGAUGAGAGCUGUCCACCUGACAUAUUUGCUGUCGGAUUUGAAGAAAUGGUAGAGUUAAAUGCAGGGAACAUUGUUAAUGCCAGCACAACCAAUAAGAAACUGUGGGCCGAGCAGAUUCAGAAGGCUCUUUCAAGGUCGCAUCGGUACAUUCUGUUGACUACAGGACAACUUGUGGGUGUUUGCCUCUAUGUUUUUGUAAGACCUUACCACAUGCCUUUUAUUAGAGAUCUGGCUGUGGAUACUGUUAAGACGGGGCUGGGAGGCAAAACUGGCAACAAAGGAGCGGUAGCCAUUCGCUUUCAGUUCUAUAGCACAAGUCUCUGCUUCAUUUGCAGUCACUUUUCUGCUGGGCAGAACCAGGUGAAAGAACGUAAUGAAGAUUAUAAAGAGAUAACACAGAAGCUGAGCUUCCCCAUGGGAAGAAAUGUGUUUUCUCAUGAUUAUGUUUUCUGGUGUGGCGAUUUCAACUAUCGGCUGGAUCUCACGUAUGAAGAAGUUUUUUAUUUCAUUAAACGUCAGGACUGGAAAAAGCUUCUGGAGUUUGAUCAACUUCAAUUUCAAAAAGCUAAUGGAAAAAUUUUUAAAGACUUCUAUGAAGGGACCAUUGACUUUGGACCCACUUACAAGUAUGACAUUGGUUCAGAAGCCUAUGACACCAGUGAAAAGUGUAGGACUCCGGCCUGGACAGACAGAGUAUUAUGGUGGAGAAAUAAAUUGCCUUUUGAGAAAUCAGCUGGAGACAUUAAUCUUCUAGAAAAUGAUCUGGAUUUCACUACUAAAGUAAAACACACGUGGACACCAGGUGCGCUGCUGUAUUACGGUAGAGCAGAGCUGCCAUCUUCUGAUCACAGACCUGUGCUGGCUAUUUUGGAAGUUGAAGUUCAAGGGGUUGACGAGAAUGCCAGAGAGAAAGUGUUUCAAGAGAUAUCAUCUUCCCAGGGCCCGCUGGAUGCUACGGUUGAGGUGCACAUCUAUUCACCCACACCUGAGGAGAAAGCAGAGUUCCCUGAAGACAUCUGUACAGAGCUUGUGCAGACAUUUCAGAAUUAUGGCACUGUAAUUCUUGUAAGGGUAAUUGGAGGACAAAUGAUUGUUACAUUUGCAGAUAGUAGGACAACACUGAAUGUUCUUGAUCUGGAUGGAAUGAAGGUGAAAGGAAAAGCUAUAAAAAUAAGGACCAAAACAGAGGACUGGGUUAAAGGACUGCAGGAGGAAAUCGCAAGGAACAGAGACAGCAUUGCACCAAUGUCACCAAAUGCUAAUUCUUGCUUACUGGAGGAAAGCUUUGAUUUCUCCAAUUUGGAUUACGAAUCAGAAGGUGACAUAUUGGAUGAUGAUUCUGACUACAUGGUUCCUCAACAUCUGUUAACUGACAGACCAAUAGCAGGGUAUGAGUUGUCUGAUGGGAUUGAGCAUCUGCCAGCAACAACUGCAUCUUCUAGUAAGAGCUCCCCUGCUACUACAAAAAAACACUCAUUUAAAGAUGAUGAAGACUUAAUGGCACUUAAAAUAAAACAUGAGGUUGUUGCAGAGUUUCGGUCACGCUCACCAAGCAGGUCAUUGUCUGUUCCCAGCAGUACUCGCUUACGUCCGCCACAGAGGCCUCCGCCACCAAAAAAUAACAUGCAAGUACCUGCGCCACAGCCUGCUAAGUUUCUUUCUGGAGCGCCUCAACAUCCUCCCAAAGACAGAACUGGGAUAAGUAAACCUUAUAAUGUGAAACAAAUCAAGACAACCAAUGAACAGGAAGCAGAAGAGACAAUCAAGUGGCUGAUGGAAGCCAAAAAAGAAAAUAAAGAAGAUACACCCAAAACUGGUCUACAUCGAAAUCCAAGUUUUCCAAAAGCGGAUUCCAUAUCUUUGUCUGUCAAAGUUUUGCAAGAACAGGAGCAAGAAUCAGAGGUUGUUCCUGUACCCCACAGACCUCCACCAAAGGUCCCCAGCUUUAAAAAGUCUUUUCGCCUACAAAGAUCUGGCAUGAUAUCAGAACCUUCUUUAAAUGUUGAACAGAAGACUAAUGAAUCACAAAAAACAAGUGCAGAUGUCUUAAGUGCUCCAAGAAUCCCAGUAGUACCUAAACCUCUGUCGAAUGCCGAUAAUUUGAAUUCUGUGAUCCCAUCAAGGCCUCCUCCAAAAAUUCCCUUGAUACCAACAAAGGAGAGUCAUGUUGGUUUAAUGGACUCUGGAAGUGUCUCUCCAUCACUUAAAGCUGGUAUGAACUCUCAAAAUGUCUGUUUAACACCUAGUCUAGUGCCUCAAAUGCAUACUUUGCAUUCACUAAACCCUGCAACAGAUCAUUCACUGCCAAUAUUAAACACUAUUGAUGGCAUCAUGUUCUCAGAAAAUCUAAGUGUUGGUAACUCAGUAGGAAACACAGAUUUUAUUGACUUUGGAUCAGUCCCAUUGAUUCCUUCAACAACUAAUCUGGAGCCAUUUUUGGAUGCCAGUAUCUCCAAACAAACUGCAGUAGUUAAUCCUCAAAGAGUACCACCAGUGCCCAAGCCAAGAAACAUACCACCUUCUAAACCUACAAAAUCUCAAGAAAGUACAACGACUGAUGAAAUUCCAUCACCUUCUCAGAACAACACUAUGAGUGAUGAAAUAUCAACCAAUAGCCAUGCCCCCAAGGUUCCUCCAAGAAGAAAGAAAUCUGCUCCUGCUGCUUUCCACCUGCAGGUGUUGCAAAGCAGUAACAGCUUAUUACAAACACAUCCAGCUUCAAACACCAACAAUAACAAUAGCCUAAGUGGAGGAUCUACAACACAGACACAGUCUGAACCUCCAUUUUCAGAUAUGGUAUUAGAUAUUCAACAAACCAAUGAACCCCAAACCUACAUUAAUCAACCACUUCAAACCCAGGGAAGCUGGUCUUCCAGUGGAACAGAUUUACCAGACUUUGAAACAGAAGUAUUAUUUCAGUUCUCUACCACUGAAGGCUCCACAGAUAAAUAUUUUGGUGACUUAUCUGAUAGAGAGAAAAGUGAAAACUCUGGUUUAACUGAGAAUUGUGAAGCUCCUCGGUGACUUGUACAAAUGCGCAGAUUGUUAUUUCUUUAUGUAAAGUGGAAUUUUAAAAUGAACAUUCCCUUCUUAAAGGACCACAUUCACAAGGGUGUAAUUGUCUUACAUUAUAAAGCAUAUAAUCAUUAGUAUGCAUACUUUUUUUUUUUCGUUUAUGUGCAUAUAAGAUGAUGAGAUGAGGAAAAGAUGAGUUAACUGGUUGUGUGAUUAGGUUACAAUCUGAAGAUGGGGGUUUCUUAAAAGUACAAUUUAUACAAAAUAAAAUAAUACUAUAAGCAUACUACUUUAUAUAUGCUCUUUAAUAUAAGAUAUACUAAACCCAAUUUUCUUCUUUCAUGAUUCAGAUAGAACAUGCCGUUUUAAGCAACUUUCUAAUUUACUCCUCCUAUCACAUUUUCUAAAUUCUCUUGCUAUCUUUAUUUUAAAAGCAGGAAUUUAAAGCUUAGGAGCCAUUCCAUUUUAGGUUCAGCACCCUGGAUAGCUCUUGCUUAUUGGUGGCUACAUUUAGCAAACCAAUAAGGAAGCAUAAACCAAGCAUUCUUGCAUUUUAAAUAAAGAUAGCAAGGGAACAAAGAAAAAUUGAUAAUAGGAGUAAAUUAGAAAGUUGCUUAAAAUUGUAUGCUCUAUCUGAAUCAUUAAAUAAAAAAAAAUUGGGUUUAGUGUCCAUUUAAGCCAUUGGGUUUACUUAAUGCAUAUAUUUGGGUAAAAUGUUUGUCAGAGCUGACAAUUUCUACUGCUAUAAAUAAAUCUUGGUUGAUAAUUACAUAAUCUGGUGCAUUAUAUGUGGUCCAGAGAAAUGUUUACACAAAAAAGAUGAAAUAUAGAGUUUUUAAACAUUUUACCCAGGUAUGGUAUUGUAAUCAUCAUUCUUCCUCUCUGUGUCGGUUCAUUACAAUGAUCAGCUAGCUAAAAACAUUAUACGUUUUAACAAUCAUUAUUGUAUGCCAAAAAUAUAUCCAUAUAAAUCCACUUUAACAUGUUUUUCGUAAUCUCACAACAUACUUGGUUAAGUGUUUUUUAUGGUUAAAUGUGCUGUUUUUACAGAAUGUGUGGAAGAAAAAAAUAAAAAAUAACAAACCA
Bombina bombina (fire-bellied toad) is the source of this 6695-nucleotide messenger RNA. It is a transcript of the gene SYNJ2, whose product is annotated as synaptojanin 2. Gene Ontology annotation, cellular component: perinuclear region of cytoplasm; presynapse. The transcript is spliced from 27 exons. The record is from RefSeq and is a predicted model, not a curated record. Gene Ontology annotation, molecular function: RNA binding; phosphatidylinositol-4,5-bisphosphate 5-phosphatase activity. Gene Ontology annotation, biological process: synaptic vesicle endocytosis; phosphatidylinositol dephosphorylation; brain development. Lineage: Eukaryota; Metazoa; Chordata; Amphibia; Anura; Bombinatoridae. The coding region runs from base 873 to 5618 and encodes 1581 amino acids.